AUGUCGGAAUCGUGUCAAGACGGUAAUUGUCAUGGAAAUUACGAAUAUGGGCCCGACGAAUCACCAACGAAGCUUAUCGUCAAUUACAUUCCCGAAGUCAUGACCCAGGAUAUGAUGUUUUCAUUAUUUUCCACCAUGGGUAAAUUAGAAAGUUGUAAAUUGAUAGCGAACAGAGGGUAUGGUUUCGUCGAGUACGCUCGGCCUGAUGAUGCUGUGAAGGCACGAAAGGCCUUUAACGGUCUGUUAAUGCAGAAUAAGACACUCAAAGUGUCUCACGCCCUGCUCAAUCCAGAGUUGAAACCUCCCACCAAGCCGGAAGCAGAUUGGAACCUCUACGUGUGUAACCUGCCAAACGAACUAACCUUACAGGAUUUACAUGGACUGUUCGCACAAUUUGGUAAAAUAGUCAAUUCCCGUAUAGCUUCAGGCAUAGCUUUUGUAUUAUAUGAACACCAAUAUGAAGCAGAGAGGGCCAUCCAAAACAUCAAUGGAUCUAUACCUCCUGGCUUCUUGGAAGCUCUUACUGUUAAGUAUGCUAAUAAAAGUAAUCCAAAUAAACAUAAAAACAAUAAUAAUAAUUUUUCUAAGAAUCCACUUGUGAAACCUUAUCAUUGGAUAAAUCAUAUGGGUGCUAUUGGUGACCAUAAUUCCCCUAGUACAUGGUCUAUUUAUAUUUAUAAUAUUGCUCCAGAAGUGGAAGAACUGACUUUGUGGCAGCUUUUUGGUCCAUAUGGUGCUAUUUUAUCAGUUAAGAUAAUUAAGGAUCAUCAAACUAAUAAAAGUAAGGGAUUCGGUUUUGUUACAAUGAGAAACUAUGAUCAAGCGGCGAUGGCUAUACAAGCUUUGAAUGGCUAUGUUAUUCAUGGUCAGCCCCUAUCUGUAAGUUUUAAAACACAAAAAAGAUAA
Messenger RNA from Pieris macdunnoughi, 906 nucleotides. Lineage: Eukaryota; Metazoa; Arthropoda; Insecta; Lepidoptera; Pieridae. The record is from the annotation of a GenBank genome assembly.